AUGCGGGUCGAAUGCCGGUUAUUCUCGGAUCAUCCCGGACAUUGCCGGCAGAGUUACGGAUGUACCCCAGUUGUUCCUAGUCGUACUCCGGUCGUUCCCGGAUCAUCCCGGACGUCUACCGGGACUCUGCUGGAAUCUGCUAUCGAUGUAACAUGUGACAGCGUUAAUCCUUUGAUACAAUCUGAUGUGACAUGCGUAUGCAAGAACGCACCGGGAACAGAUAUAGACUGGUUGGUUGAUGAUGAAUUCAACUCAAACUGUGGACUGUCCAAAGAAUGUCUACCUAUAUACAGUGGUUACAAUUACUCUAUCAACACGACUGGAAACGUUUAUAUGAUGACUAUAAAUUUAUAUAAUUAUAGUAAUUGUUCAAAGAUAACAUGUAAAGAUACAAGUGAUGGUAGCAUUAAGCAGUCGAUUAUCCCUUCGUCUUUAGUAUUUGAUACGACCUUCCCAACAUCAAUGGCAGAGCCAGGGUCAAACAAUACCAACGGUAUUAUUUCUGUGACAACUGGUUGUAUUUCUGGUUUCUCGGACGUGCAGUAUGAUUGGUAUUUCAUUGUUGAUGGAUUGGAAGAAAGAUAUGUUGUAUAUGAUACAAACAUUAUCGACACGAUAGAGAAAGAAAACUCUCCGUGUGUAAAUUGCGACACUGAUGUUAAUGGACAGAGAAUAAUUGGAUUUGAGCAUAGUGAGGCAUCAGGGUCUGGAACGAAAACUGGUCUUUUUAAGGUGUCCUUGUAUCAUGUCUCGACAAAUUCUCAACUUAAUUUAACAUCAAGAUAUUAUUACACAGUAAAAGACCAUGAUCUUGACUGA
This is a messenger RNA of Ruditapes philippinarum (Manila clam), 819 nucleotides long. RefSeq lists its product as uncharacterized. Bases 1 to 819 code for a protein of 272 amino acids. Lineage: Eukaryota; Metazoa; Mollusca; Bivalvia; Venerida; Veneridae. The record is from RefSeq and is a predicted model, not a curated record. The transcript is spliced from 6 exons.